UUAAACGUUACAGAUCUCCGCCGUUCUGGAGACAUAAGGAUCUGAUUCCAUUAGUACAAGGUUUAGAACCAGUAGAGGAGGAUGAAACUUAUGAGCUAGAAGAAAAAAUUGAUAUAGAUAUGUCAGUUGAAAAUAAAGAAUCUAACAAAGCUGACGAAGAUCUUGUUGAACAAUUAAAUAAUGAGACUGAUGACAAACUUGUAGAUGCGCUUGAAGAAUAUGAAGGUGAGAAUGAUGAUUUUUUUGAGGAAGUUGAUGAAUCAUGGGAAGAAACCGAUUUACUUAAGAGUCAAGAGCAGUAUAAGGAUCUAUGGUUUUUAUUAGUGGCAAAAGAGGCAAUGAAUAGGAUAGAAAAAAUGUUAACUAAGUGUAAGGCGUUAAAAAAUCAAAAAAAAUUACCAAGAACGUGGAAAGAUUGUGAUAAGCAAACAAUGUUUUAUAAAUUUUAA
Molecule: messenger RNA, 449 nt
Organism: Racocetra persica
Lineage: Eukaryota; Fungi; Glomeromycota; Glomeromycetes; Diversisporales; Gigasporaceae
Source: the annotation of a GenBank genome assembly